Drosophila montana is the source of this 1971-nucleotide messenger RNA. It is a transcript of the gene Rab9, whose product is annotated as RAS oncogene family member Rab9. Lineage: Eukaryota; Metazoa; Arthropoda; Insecta; Diptera; Drosophilidae. The transcript has 3 exons. Gene Ontology annotation, molecular function: GTPase activity; GTP binding. The record is from RefSeq and is a predicted model, not a curated record. Bases 286 to 1098 code for a protein of 270 amino acids. Gene Ontology annotation, biological process: retrograde transport, endosome to Golgi. Gene Ontology annotation, cellular component: lysosome; late endosome; phagocytic vesicle.
ACUGUUAGUCCAAUAGGUCGCGUCGCGGCGCGAUUGCGUUGAGUGUUCAAUUUCAAUGGUUUAAUUGUUUGCCUUUUUAAAUUGCACGUUAAUACUCAUAAUUAUAAAAGUGCAUGUAAUUGGUUGAAGUGCAACAAAAAUCGUGAUUGAUUGCACAAAAUAGUGAAUUUUACAGUGCCCAUGAUAUUUGUGUACAAUAAAUAAAAAAAAACUUGUACCUGCGCAGUUUUUACAACAAUUUGUUUAUUAGUGAGGCAGUCGGCGACAGCCUAACGUACGGUAAAAAUGACAAACAUGCGCCCACCGCAGAAAACCAAACUACUGAAGGUCGUCAUACUGGGCGACGGAGGCGUGGGCAAGUCUGCGCUCCUCACACGCUUCGUUUCGAAUCGGUACGAGGAAAACAAUUUCCAUACGAUUGGCGUCGAGUUCAUGAACAAGGACAUCGCUGUAGACGGCGAAAAGUACACACUACAGAUAUGGGACACGGCUGGGCAGGAACGGUUUCGCGCCCUGCGCACGCCCUUCUAUCGCGGCUCGGAUAUGUGCCUGCUCUGCUAUGCGCUGGACGAUCGGGACAGCCUGCGCGGACUGCGGCUGUGGCGGAACGAGUUCCUCAACUAUGCGGACGUGAAGGCCGAUAGGUUUCCGUUUAUUGUGGUCGGCAAUAAGAACGACCUUCGGCCAGAGAAACGACAAGUGAGCUACGAGGAUGUGCAGCAGUGGUGCACGGAGCUCGGCAUUGGGUCACACAUUGAGACCUCCUCGAAGACGGCGACAAAUGUAUCGGACGCCUUUGUGCUCGCCCUGCGCCAGUGGAAGCGCAUGGAGUGCGUCGCCGAGGCGGAACAGCGCCAGCUUGGCGACAUCAUCGACUUAACGCAGCCCAUUCGACUGGUGCAGCGUCGCCAGUGCUGCACCGGCGGCGGCGGCGGCGGCGGGGGCGGGACGAGCAAGGCAGCCGAGGCCGUCAACGAGGCUGAGGAUGAUGGGCAAAUUGCGGACGCUGCCAUGCGUUCGCCCUCCUUCAUGUCGCGCCAUUUGUUUAGCAAAUCGCGCAAUUCGCCAAAGGCGCCAGCGUCCAAUUACCGACUAUGAGCUAACGGGGAGUAUGUCUAUGUUUGUUUUUUUUUACUGCUUAGCCGGAGGCAUUCAGUACAUUCCAGCCAAGUUGGUGACAGUUGGUUAAGAGUAUCCCAGCACAGACCAAAUACACAUGCAGCAAAAUGUACAAGACACAUUUUGAGAUUAAGAUGGUAGCAAGUAGCGAGUAGCGAGUAACGAAUAACGAGUAGCGAGCAACGAGUCAGAUGCUUAGAACAGUUUGAUACGUAUUACAGUUUGACUUAUGACAAGAGGGUAGUGAAUAACGAGUAGCGAGUAACGAAUAAUGAGUAGCGAGUAGCGAGUAACGAGUAACGUGCUAUGAGUCAGAUGCCUGUAACAGUUUGAUACGUAUUACAGUUUGACUUUUGACAAGAGGGUAGGAAUAACGAGUAGCGUGUUACAAGUCAGAUGUGUAUAACAGUUUGAUAAUGAAAUAGUGUAACGUAUUACAGUUUGACUUAUGACACGGUACUACAAGUUGUGUAUAAAAAUUGUGCCUUGCGAGUGGAUGAGUUGACUUGACCAUAGAGCCUAAGACAACAAUAUUUUUUUGUACACCCUAAGCUAUUAUACAAAUAUUUUUUGUAUGUCUAUGUAAAACAGAAGUUACAUCGCGGUAACUAUUAUACACGUUAUAAAUGAGUAGCUUUAAAUGACUUGUGCUUGUAACAGAUAAUCUCCCACCAAAAAGUUGAUAUGGACGACAACAAUGGUGGCUAUUAAUUAAAUAUUUGUAAAAAAAUAUGACUUGCUUUGUAUAACUUACAAUAUUACCUAUAUACCAACCAAUUAGAAACAUAUAAGUGAUUUGCCUAACGUAUUUGAAUGAAUAAUCUCUACAAAUAAAGUGAAGUAUGUGGAAUA